Messenger RNA from Anopheles bellator, 1431 nucleotides. Its product is annotated as katanin p60 ATPase-containing subunit A-like 2. Gene Ontology annotation, molecular function: ATP binding; ATP hydrolysis activity; protein binding. NCBI's taxonomy places the organism in Eukaryota, Metazoa, Arthropoda, Insecta, Diptera, Culicidae. Bases 1 to 1431 code for a protein of 476 amino acids. The transcript is spliced from 2 exons. The record is from RefSeq and is a predicted model, not a curated record.
AUGUCCUUCGAGCAAGAUCGUCGUAGUAUCUACGAGCGACGCCGGAACAUUCUCUACCUAAUGGCCAACUACCUUGGCUCGAUGGGUCUACAUCAAACCCGCCAGGCACUGGUCGACGAAACGCACCUAACGGCCGAGUUUGAGGUGUGCGACAACAUCGAUCUCGACACCAUCUAUCAGGACUUUUGCAGUUAUUUCUUGCUCAAAUUUGGCAAACAGCCACGGAUCGUCAAGCGUACCGAGUCCAACGGUUCACUGCCUGCGGUGCCACUUCAGGCGCGAAAGUAUUCCGGAGCUCGCCGUAAGCCCGCACCGAACGGCGGUAAAGCCGAAGGCAAAGAUUCACUGCUGGCUCUUACCCACGGUGAUGAGUUACAAUCACUUCGAAUAACGCCCGGUGUGGUCUCCCAAGUCGCUGAACCAGGGCACGACGCACCCCCCACCGUUCCGUUUGCAAAUCCAAAGCUACUCGUGCGGCUACAGGAUCACUUCACCAGCGAGUGGAAAGACCUGGCGGAGGAAGUGUGUCGCGACCUGAUCCGCAAAGAUCUUCGUCAGCGCUGGCAGCACGUGAAAGGUCUCGGGGGGCCCAUCAAGGUGCUGAAGGAGAGUGUGAUCGCACCGCUGGAGCACCCGGAGCUGUUCGUCGGGUUGGCCCAACCGUGGCGUUGCGUUCUACUGCACGGCGCACCCGGGACCGGAAAAACUCUCCUCGCCCGGACGCUCUGCUCGGAGACUCGCGAAUCGGUCACCUUCUUCAGUACGACAGCCAGCACACUGAUAUCGAAGUGGCGUGGUGAGUCGGAAAAGCUUAUCCGUGUGCUAUACGAGGUGGCCAGAUUCUACGCACCGUCCAUCAUUUUCGUCGACGAGUUUGAUAGUCUGGCAUCGCGGCGCGAUACGAUCCGCGAGCACGAGGCUUCGAAGCGGUUCAAAAACGAAUUCUUGGCCCUUAUCGAUGGUCUCGAGGGCGGGGACAGCGGUGUCAGUGCGACAGCGGACGGUCGCGACAGGGUAUUUUUGCUGGCCAGCACCAACCUCCCGUGGGAGAUUGAUCCGGCGUUUCUGCGUCGCUUUGAGCGUAAAAUUUUAGUAGACCUGCCUGAGGCCGACGGGCGCAAGGAACUGAUCGAACACCUGCUGCCCACGGUACGAUCGUGGCCGGAGCAGGAAAUCCAGCAAAUCCUGUCGUUGUCGACUGGUUGGACCGGCGACGAAGUACGGUUGGCCUGCAAGGAGGCUUCGAUGAUGUUACUGAGGGAGAAAAUGAGUGAUUCCCGGCAGCCGUCAGUGAAGGCCGCGGUCGAUCCGGAGGAACUGCACUUUCCGAUGCUCCGCAAAGCGUUCGAACAGUUGCGCCCGGGUUGUGUGGAACUGGCCCAGAAGCAUCGCGACUGGAAUGAGCGCUACGGAACACAGCUUAUCGAUUGA